GAGCUCCUAGCAUUAGGAUGUUAUUCAAAUCUUACAACUUCAGAAGGUUUGGCAUGUAACAUUAAUAUCAGGUUCAACAUGCUAAAGGAGACAGAGGAGUUCCCUGCAGUUGAAACUUGAAUGCUCUCUCAUAUGUUUAGAGUGGAAUAUGCACCAUGAGAACACAAAAAGUCCAGAACUUACUAUUCAUGGGUUUUCUUUCUCUCUUGGAUUGCUUAUUUAACCGUAUUUGUGCUUAUUUUAUUGACUGAUUGAUUUUAUAUAUUUAUGUACUCAUUUUUUGAUGGAGCAGAUAGUAACCUUAGAACAUGUGGUUGAGGAGAUUGUUGGAGAAAUCUUUGAUGAAAAUGAUCCAAAGGAGGAGAUCCAGAAGAAAACUGGCUAUAUUGUAAUGAGAGCAGAGGGAGUAUAUGAUGUCCAUGCCCAUGCAUCUGUUUAUUGGCUGAGGACUUGAAUAUCAAAAUGCCAGAGAUAUUAGCUGCAAAUGCCCAAAAGGUUAGUGCUGUUCAUUCUGAGCAGAUAAACAAUGGGGAAGCAAUGUCAGAGGCCAAAGAUGUAAUUCAAUUGAUUCCCAAAAUCAUGAAGAGGAAAGGGAACGCUGACAAAUUGGAUAACAUUACCAAUGAUGAGAAUGCAUUUCAGAAGAGAUAAGAGAAUUGCCUUUCUAAUUACUAUGUAGUUCUGAAGAUACAUAAGAUAAUGGCCAUUAGCUACAUUGCAUAUUCUGUUUUCUUUUUCUUUAGCUGCUUUUCCUUCCCGUAUUCUUACUGCCCCAUGAAGAAGAAACGGAAGGAAACCACAGGAUUACUAGGUAGACUAACAUUGUAAUACUUUUUGACGGAUGAAGUAUCAACAUUUGAAAUAUCAUCAUGGUAAGUUGUGCAUAUCACACUCUCUGGACCAUAAAUUCUUCAAUAGUGGAGUCUGAAUGGCAACCUGGGUAUUCCUGCUCUGCAUACUGGCUUCUCUUUUGAGUGUACACUGAAGACGCAGCUGUGAAAGCAUGAGUUCAGGGUGGAAAAGUGAUCUAGAUGGCACGUAAGUUAUAGCUGCAUUGAUCUGCCUUGAUUCAAGCAACAUCCGUAAGAGCUCUUUCUCCAGCCUCAUCUUCUUGGCUCUCUCCAACUGUCUGAACCUUUCUUGCAGAAGAGCAAUGGAAGGAUGAACGACUGUUAGAUCAAUCUGUCUAUCUCCACUCAUUGAAAGAUGAAGAGUACACUUUACAGAGACCUCAAAUGCAUAUGCUCAUAAUAUAGGACAUAGCUAAGACUAAAGAUGAUUAUUUUAAUUCGUUCAUUCCAGCUAUUUGAUUCUGUACGACUAUAAGUUGGAAUGGACAAAGGCAGCUAAGCUGCAAAGUGGACGGACCUUCCCAUUAUAUUUAGCUUUGAACAUUCUUCUUUUUUCAUUUGUGGACAACACAAAGCUUGAACGCUGUGAACACAAUUCGGACUUUGAUGUUUUUAUCAAAGAAAACCAUUUUAUGGUG
This is a messenger RNA of Rubroshorea leprosula, 1489 nucleotides long. The record is from the annotation of a GenBank genome assembly. NCBI's taxonomy places the organism in Eukaryota, Viridiplantae, Streptophyta, Magnoliopsida, Malvales, Dipterocarpaceae.